UAUGACUGACUAUGGGUCAACAUUAUUAACUUGAUAAAGUCUAAAAAAUUUUAGUUUUUAUAGAAUUUUUGCUUUUUGCUGAGGAAAAAAUUUAAAAUCAAUUUACUAGUGGCCUCAUUUUCUGCACAAAGUCAAUCACAAUUAACAUUUUUUGUAAACUUAAUUUAAUAUGAUUUUUGAUUUAAAGCAUCCGCUCAGUGAAAAACGGCUACCUACUGAAUGAAAAACAGUUUUUUAAAAUAGAGUACGAGACUCAAAAAUCUCGAUGUAAUGGAACCACGAAUAAUUUUUCAAAUAGUCUUUCUUUUAUUUUGUUUUAAAGCAAAUAAAUCCGAAACAUUGAAAGACGUUAAAGACUUUUUAAAAACUUAUAACGAACAAGCAGAUAAACUUCAACACGAUGACACAGUUGCAUCUUGGAAUUACGAAAUUGAUAUGUCAACCGAAAAUAAAAAAGAAACCUCGCGUAUCAGUGGUCUGGUUUCUAAAUUUUCUCAAGAAUAUAAAGAUAAAGCUGAAAUCAUACUUAAAAAUAUCAACGGAGAUAUACCAUCUUCUUUAAUACGUCAACUUAAACUGAUAACAAGAACCUCCUCAAGUAAAGACAGCAACGAAGCAAAACUAAUUGCAGAACUUCUCUCGAAUAUGACGGCAUAUUAUAGCCGAACAGAGAUUGUUAAAAAGAUAGAUGGAGAAGAGUACCAUUUCAAACUUAACUCUCACUUACUUCCUUUGAUGUCACAAGUUGAAGUCGAAAAUCUUGGAAACAUGAGAUGGGCUUGGAGAGUUUGGCGCGAAGCAGUCGGAAUAAAAAACAAACCGUUGUAUGUCAAGUUUGUAGAGUUAGCAAAUAAAGCCGCUAGAGAAAAUGGUUUUGACGAUUUUGGUGACUAUUGGAGAAAAGAGUAUGAGGUCGAAAAUUUAGAAAAUAUGAUCGAAGAUAUUCUUAUGGAAGUGAUGCCUCUAUAUAAGAAACUUCAUGCUUUUACUAGAUACAAGCUUCACAAACACUUAGGAAACAGCUCAUUAGAAGGUAAAAAUUUAAUUCCUCAGCAUUUGCUAGGAAUGUGGGGUCAGAAUUGGGUGCAUCUUUUCAGUAUGAUGUGUCCUUUUCCAAAUAAAACUAUACCUGACGUGACUGGUGAAAUGAAAAAGCGUUCAUGGACAAAUAUCGAUUUAUUAAAACAAGCUGAAGAGUUUUUUGUUUCUAUAGGAUUAGACAAAAUGCCAGAAUCAUUCUAUAAUCGCUCAUUAAUCUCAAAGCAACAAGGAAAGAAAUCUGUUUGUCAUCCGUCGUCUUGGGAUUUAGGAAACGGCGAUGUGAGGCUAAAAAUGCCGUGUAUGGGAAUUUCACAAGGCGAUUUUAUAACAGUGCAUCAUGAAAUGGGUCAUAUAGAGUAUUAUCUUAUGUAUAAACACCAGCCGUCAGAAUUUCGCACUGGUGCAAACCCUGGAUUUCAUGAGGCUGUCGGAGAUACAAUUGCUUUAUCAGUUAUGAUUCCAGAACAUUUAGAGUCUAUUGGAUUGCUUAAAGGGAUGUCAGGUGACGAAGAAGAAGAAAUUAACUUUUUAUUAAAGCAAGCUUUACAAAAAAUCUCAUUUCUACCAUUCUCGUUUAUCAUUGACAAAUGGAGAUGGUCUGUAUUUCGAGGAGAUGUGAAACCAGACAACUACAAUACUUACUGGUGGGAACUCAGUCGGAAAUACCAAGGAAUGAAAGUUCCAAUCGUAAGAGCAAAUGAUUCUCAACUUUUUGAUGCUGGCACAUUCUUUCAUGUUGCACACAAUACAGAAUACUUGAGGUAUUUUAUUAGCAAUGUCCUCCAGUUUCAGUUUCAUGAAGCGCUAUGCGACGAGUCUGGACAUAAGGGAGCCUAUCACAAAUGUUCCAUUCAUAAAUCCAAAGCAGCUGGUAGAAAACUAAGAAACAUGCUCGAGUUGGGUAAAGAAAAACCAUGGCCAGAAGCUUUGGAGGUUUUAGCUGGAACUCGUCAUCUUUCUUCAAAAGCUAUACUUGAUUACUUUAAACCAUUAGAAAAUUGGCUUGAUCAGCAUAGAGAGGCAAACGGAUAUGAUCUAGGAUGGGACGAUUCUGAUAUAGACAUGCAAAAAAUGUCAUAAAUUAUUCAAAAUAACGUAUCCAUAGAUUUCCAAUUAUAAUUUGCUUCUGCAAUGCUUCUGACUUGAACUGAUGACUUAUUAGGUUAUGACUCCUUAAAGUUGAGAAAACUGGAUCUUGAAUUGAAAACUGAAGCUUUAAUUGAUAAAUUAAAUUUUUUUCCAUGCAGAUUAUAAUUAAGUGUUUUCAAAUUGUUAGUUAGAAAGUAUUUAUUAAAAUUAUAUUUUUCGAAAUUUUUUUA
Hydra vulgaris (swiftwater hydra) is the source of this 2360-nucleotide messenger RNA. Its product is annotated as angiotensin-converting enzyme. Gene Ontology annotation, biological process: proteolysis. Lineage: Eukaryota; Metazoa; Cnidaria; Hydrozoa; Anthoathecata; Hydridae. Gene Ontology annotation, cellular component: membrane. The record is from RefSeq and is a predicted model, not a curated record. Gene Ontology annotation, molecular function: metallopeptidase activity; peptidyl-dipeptidase activity.